UUCAAGAGUCGAGUGCCUGAAGUGUUAGUAUGGCGCCCUUUGCUGAUCGUGCCGCGAGUCCAUUGUAGAUGGAACGACUAGAAUGGGCACUAAAAAAGCAAACGGUCGAAUACAAAUUUGCAGAACUCAGUCUUUCUGUAGCAUGCUGACGAAUGAACGCACUCCGUGAUGGACAGGCUGUCCUAGCUCUGCUAUAUUCCAAGCAAACGCAGUACACCUGAGAUACGAUUGAGGAGGCGCGUUUAAGUUUCGUUAGUGACGGAGUCCAGCCAAUCUCGAAACAGAUCGAGGUCAAAUAAGAAUCCCCCUCAUUACGUUCGCCCAACAACAGAACUUCCCCUUGCUACCAGGGGCCGCGACGAGCGUCUCACAUAUCCGUAUGCUGAGAGACAUAGCAGGCUUUUUGGAGCUUUAUGAGUGUGCGUGCUCGGAGGGGGAAAUUGAUUCUGUCAUGACGCAAAUUUACCGAAAACGCGGCCUCGCCGACGCGGUGAUGUCUGCGCAUCAUGACAAUAGACUCUUUUAUACCACCGUUGAAAAAGAUCGUUUAAACGUUGCUACGACGAGCAACCACAGAGACAGAUCAUUUGGCAUGAAUCAGAACGCCUUGUCCACUGUAAAACACUUUGCAGAUAUGAUUUACACUACUCUCAUUAUUGUGUGGAGAUCGAGGGCAAAACUCCCAAUCAUCCCUACAUUGAUCGAGUUUCGCAAUCACUUUGCUAGGUACGUUUUUUUCAGUAGGUCGAAUAUCUAUGAGGCCGUGGGCCUGUUUCGUUAAUGUCUAGCAAACGGUAGCCGUGUCAUGACGUUACAUGUUCUACGUCAUUCCCCGAAAGCAGCCGUGAUGGGAGCAGAAGACGUUUAACCCAUGAGAGUGUUUGACGACAAUAUGCUAGCGUCCACAAUAUUUGAGAUGCAAAGUUUUCUCCGUAGCGGCAAGGAAGGAGUACUCUUGGAACGUUGUGUGUGAAGUGGAUGCUGUUGUAUGUACACCCUUCAUGACGUGAAUUUUUGGGCGGCCCCCUGCCUGACGACUGCGUGUCUUUCCCUUUUCCGUAAAGUUAGUUCUCUGUUCCGCGCGUAACUGCAAAUAGCAGACGAAAAGCAGUGUUGAGUUCCUCCAUGCAACAGUCAACAUGGAGUGGCGCAUUCCACGAGCGGUCGAAAUAGGGUUCUUGUUGUGCAUAUCGUUCGCGGUGACUAAUUGCUGCGCCCUGGAACAUGAGGAAGCUGCCGAUGCUAUUGAGAAAACAUACAUCAGAAUUGCAACCGCGGAGGCGUCCUCAGUUUACCCGAGUGUCGGACCCAAUGGCAUGCGAGAGUAUUCUCCCGACAAAGCCUUAACCAAAGGAUCUGGCUAUUGGAGCUCAGAGGGAAACCACAAAAAUGAGGUUGUGAGCUGGACAGGAAUUCUGACCAAUAGGCGCACGUUUAAUGGAAUCAACAUCAACUGGGCGUACGCUCCGGGAAAAGUUUCGAUAGCGGUCAGCUUCGAUGGUAAAGAACCUUUCCACGAGGUGGUACCGUUUCAAGACGUGAACGGUCCAAGCGCUGCUUUCGAACAGCAAGUAACCUUCCCGCAUCCGAUUCGUUUGAAAGCGGUCCGAAUCUUGAUGAAAAACGCUCGCUAUGAGUAUUUCGGAAUUAACCUUGUCCAACUUGUUGGAGCUGGGAAUCCGAUGCUUCGGAUUCACGGUGGUAUCACCAGUCCUCACCAGGAUAUGUGCUUGCAAAUUGAUGAACACGAUGAUAUUGUCCUCGACGGCUGUCUUGCAUCGCUUACAGCCAUGGAUGGUAGAGCGCUCUGGAAAUACAAUGAGCUUGGACAACUAUACAAUCCAAUAAAAAACAAAUGCAUGGCGUUGAAGGACAACAUCGAUUUGGAUGGCGGUGCCGUUGUGGCUCAAGACUGUGAACAGUCUUAUAAAUAUAACGACGGGCGGAGCAUCUGGCAAGUUGGAGAUACAGAUUUGUUACCUUUAAGAAUGCUUAAAUCGAUGCGUCAGGGAACUACAACCAAAUAACCAGCUGAAACU
Molecule: messenger RNA, 2039 nt
Organism: Toxoplasma gondii ME49
Lineage: Eukaryota; Apicomplexa; Conoidasida; Eucoccidiorida; Sarcocystidae
Product: LCCL domain-containing protein
Exons: 6
Coding region: 1140-2027 (295 amino acids)
Source: RefSeq, a predicted model, not a curated record